Xyrauchen texanus (razorback sucker) is the source of this 3512-nucleotide messenger RNA. Its product is annotated as signal transducer and activator of transcription 1-alpha/beta-like. Gene Ontology annotation, biological process: cell surface receptor signaling pathway via JAK-STAT; defense response; regulation of transcription by RNA polymerase II. Gene Ontology annotation, molecular function: RNA polymerase II cis-regulatory region sequence-specific DNA binding; DNA-binding transcription factor activity, RNA polymerase II-specific. Bases 204 to 2453 code for a protein of 749 amino acids. NCBI's taxonomy places the organism in Eukaryota, Metazoa, Chordata, Actinopteri, Cypriniformes, Catostomidae. The transcript has 25 exons. The record is from RefSeq and is a predicted model, not a curated record.
CACACACGCUCUACGCACAGAAGUGCGUUCCUGCAAGAGUCGGAGAAAAACGCGUACUGUAAAAUUAAACGCAAAACUACAAUUACGGGGAACUGACCUGUUCUUCCCUAUUAUUUCUGCGCAUAGAAGAAAAUAACUUAUACCUGUGGAUUUUUGCGUUAAACCGACGCAUCUGAAUAAGUGGGGCCUACAGAGUCGCAGAAAUGAGUCAGUGGUUGGAGCUUCAGCAACUGGAUUCAAAGUUUUUGGAACAGGUGGACCAGCUGUACGAUGACAACUUCCCAAUGGCCAUUCGCCAGUAUCUAAGCACCUGGAUAGAGAGUCAUGACUGGGACAAUGUUGCUAAUGUGGAGAACGAGUCCCUGGCCACCGUGAGGUUCCAUGACCUGUUGACCCAGCUGGAUCACCAACACAGCCGUUUCGCGAUGGAGAAAGACUUCUUGAACCAACAUAACAUCCGCAAGAUCAAACGGAACUUGCAGAGCCUCUUCCAAGAUAAUCCUGUUUCCAUGGCGAUGAUCAUCAGUAGGAAUCUUAACGAGGAAAGGAAGAUUCUGGCCUCUGCUCAAACAACAGAGAAUCAAGCAGAGAGCACCCAAAACGACAUGAUCGUGGAGAAACAUCGAGAGAUGGACGGAAAGGUGAAGGAAAUAAAGCUGAAAGUACAGGAAACUGAGCAAAACAUCAAAAAUCUCGAGGACCUGCAAGACGAAUAUGACUUUAAGAGCAAAACUCUCCAAAGCAGAGAGGAGCUGAACGGGACCAUUUCAAAAGAGGUCUUGAAUCGUGAGAGAUUGGUCAUUCGUGCCAUGUUCAUGAAACUCAACGACAUGAGAGAGAGUGUGAUUAGUCAGAUGUCGGAGGUGUUGAAUCUCAUGGAUCAGGUGGUGUUCGAGUUAAUCUCAUCAGAACUGGCUGAAUGGAGGCGUCGACAGCAAAUGUCCUGUAUCGGUGGACUAACCAAUGUUUGCUUGGACCAGCUGCAGAACUGGUUUACUUCCGUAGGAGAGUCUCUGCUUCAGCUCAGACAGCAACACAAGAAGCUUCAAGAACUUGAGCAGAAAUUCACAUACGACAGUGAUCCCAUCACUCACAGCAAAAGCACUCUGCAUGACAGGAUAACAUCAAAUCUCAAAACUCUCAUCACAAACUCCUUGGUAGUUGAGAGACAGCCGUGUAUGCCGACCCAACUCCAACGACCACUGGUGCUGAAGACGGGAGUACUGUUUACCCUCAAAAUCCGGCUGCUUGUAAAACUUCCGGAAUUCAACCACACAGUUCGAGUGAAGGUGCAAUUCGAUAAGGAUGUUGUUGAGAAACGGAAAGGGUUUCGAAAAUUCAACAUCUUGGGAACAGCCAUGAAGGUCAUGAACAUGGAGGAAUCCAAUGGAAUGGCAGCAGAAUUCCGUCACUUGCAAUUGAAAGAGCAGAAAGUUGCCGGAAACAGAACCAGUGAGGGUCCACUGAUUGUCACAGAAGAACUUCACUCCAUCACCUUUGAAGCAGAAAUCUGUUGGUCUGGACUGGUCAUGAACUUUGAGACCACAUCUCUGCCCAUUGUCGUGAUCUCCAACGUCAGUCAGCUACCCAGUGGAUGGGCUUCCAUCUUGUGGUAUAACAUGCUGAUCUCUGAGGCCAAGAACCUUUCGUUCUUUGUGAGUCCUCCUCCGGCAACAUGGGCACAUCUAUCAGAGGUGCUGAGCUGGCAGUUUUCAUCCAUCACCAAAAGAGGCCUCAAUCAAGAACAGCUAAGCAUGCUGGGUGCUAAACUCCUGGGUCCCAAAGCAAUGAUGGACCCUGAAGCUCAGAUUCCUUGGAAUAAAUUCUGCAAGGCUGGCAAUGAGAAGAACUUCACCUUUUGGUUGUGGAUUGAAGGAAUUAUUGACCUUAUUAAGAGACACCUGCUGAGUCUGUGGGAUGAUGGGUGUAUAAUGGGGUUCGUGACUAAGGACUCAACUAGAGCGCUGCUACAUGACAAAGCUCCUGGGACAUUUCUGUUGCGCUUCAGUGAGAGCAAUCGUGAUGGAGCCAUUACGUUCAGCUGGGUUGAACAUGAUGCAAACGAAGAGCCACAGAUCCGCUCCGUGGAGCCCUACACGAAGAAGGAACUCUCCGCCGUCUCACUUCCCGACAUCAUUCGGAACUAUCGCGUGAUGGCAGCUGACAACGUCCCAGAAAACCCUCUGCGCUUCCUCUACCCCAAUUUACCCAAAGACGAAGCCUUCCAAAAAUACUAUUCCAAACCUACAGACAAACAAGAACCAAUGGAUGUUGAUAAGAAGUCAGAUGAGGGCUACAUCAGCACCACCCUCAUCUCCAUCUCUGAAAUGAAAACAGCCGAAUAUAACGACACACUCAUGCCAAUGUCCCCUGAGGUUUACGGCGAGCUGGAGCGCAUGAAUCGAUACAUAGGAGAUUUCAAAUCUUUGGAGUUGCCAGAAAACUUCCAAUAAGUUAUUUGAAAGAACAGACGACUGGCAAAAAGACGACUUCAAUCAUUGUGUGCAUUCUUGUAAUAUCACAGACAAUACAAGAGGAAUACACAUAGACAUUUGUGUCCAGCAGUCCUUUGUUUUAUUAUAAUGUUGAGAAAUGUCUUGAAAAACACUGUAUACUUGCUGUCAUCUGAAACAAAAACAUAAUUCACCCAAAUAUGAGAAUUCAGUCAUUUACUCGCCUUCAUAUUGUUCCAAAACUGAGCAGUGAAAUUGAAUGGUGAUCGAGGCUGUCAGCCUCUAACUGGAACAACAUGUUUUUGGGUGAAUUAUUCCUUUAAGUUCAUAUUAAUGCUCUUGAUACUUCAGAACUUAAUCCAUCAAAUAUAAACAACUUGUUAAUGUGUGGCAGGGAAGUUGUGUAUUAUUAUCACUUCAUUUAUCUUAGCAAACUUGCUAAGUAUCAGAACAAAUCAGAGGUGAUGAUAUAGGAAGCUAGAAGGGUGAAUCUGUCGAUAACCUGCCAAGAACAUCUUCAUCCCACCACCCCUUUAGUAAUGUCAAAUGUGCUUGUUUGCAUAGAACGUGUGCUUGUAGUAAUGAAACCAUCCAUCUCCAGUGGGAUUUAGUGCAGAUUUACACAGCUAGUGGCACCAAAGCAGUCAGUGUUAUAACCAGUGCAUUUAUUUGUUUUUAUCAGUUAACUUUUCACGUGUACAGUAAUGAUACAAAAGCAUGUUCUGACAAUAAAACAGUAAAUUUAUAAAAAUUGUUGCUUGGUUUAUGUACACAACAUGAUCAUUACAUAAAAUCACGUGUGACAAUGGCUUAUCAAUAGUUAGUUGCUAGUUUUGUUGCAAAAACGAGUUUGUCUAAUUGUAGAGAUGAAGUCCAUUUGAAGCGUCAUGGAGUUUGUUGUUUGCAAAAGAAUUAAAUGCAACAUCGCAACUAUCCAGUUUCUGGAAAACUUAGUGUUGGUAUUACAAAUAAUUAUCCAUUAAGAUUUCAUGUUUGCUUAAGUUCUGAGAUAUUUAGUUUUUUAGGUGAUGUUUUUUUUCUUCUGAUUAACAUUUCUUA